UGAAACCUAAAUCUAGGCUAGGAACCUCUGCUACUAGAGGUACUAAAAAAAAACAGAAGCAUGUGCAAAUUUCCGAUGCUGGUUGGCUUAGUAAAAGUGGUAUAUCAUUGAGUAAACACUGCAUAGUUGCAUUGUACUUUCUACUUCUCUGCAUAUGCCCUGAGCUCACCGCCGCACAGUGUUCUAGUGCAGGUAUCCAAAAGAAUACUGCAGUAGGAGUAUCGUGUCUGUGUACAUCUCGCUAUUAUGGUACAUCAUGUGAGUCGCAAAACGUGGAGGUAGCUUGCGAUAAUACUCCCAAUUACUACACAAUUGGAAACGAUGCCGCAAUUGCGAAUACGAUAGUUUCAGGACAAUCGGU
This is a messenger RNA of Sphaeroforma arctica JP610, 361 nucleotides long. RefSeq lists its product as hypothetical. Lineage: Eukaryota; Ichthyosporea; Ichthyophonida. The record is from RefSeq and is a predicted model, not a curated record. The annotation marks the transcript as partial. The transcript has a single exon.